UGUUGUCGUCAAUAUAUAUAAAAAGACAACAAAACAGAGCUUAAUUUGAAGAAACAGAGUUCAUAUAAUUGAUCAUGAGAAAUUGUAUUGAGCUACUGGCGAGACGAGUUUCAGCGAUACCUCAACACUCGCUUCCUUCUAGCUUCCAUAUUCUUCAUCAUUUCUGCUCAUCUUUUUCUGCUUCACCCAGUUCCAAGCUAUUCAUCGGAGGAUUGUCCUGGUCUGUGGAUGAGCAAUCGCUCAAAGACGCGUUCUCUUCCUUUGGGGAGGUUUCAGAAGUUAGGAUCGCGUACGACAAAGAGAGUGGUAGAUCAAGAGGAUUCGGUUUUGUUGAUUUUGCAGAGGAGGACGAUGCUCUAUCUGCAAAACAUGCCAUGGAUGGAAAGGGAUUAUUGGGUCGGCCAAUGAGAAUAGGUUUUGCCCUUGAAAGGGUGCGUGGUGGUCCUGUGGUUGUUCCGCGUUUUGGGAAACCCAAGAGUGACAGAGAGAGGGUCUUCAAGUGAUGUAUUCAUCUCAUAGAGAUCUUUCAUGACUCUUAACCAAAUGACAAUAGUCUGCAUUGUUGUAUACGCUCAUGGUUGGGUCUUUGGUUUAGUUGUGGUAUAGUUUCUAAAAGGGAUUAUAUGAUAUCAAAAUUUGUAGUUGUGAAAGAAUUUGAUUUGAUAUAUAAAUUUGGAGAAUUGAUA
This is a messenger RNA of Eutrema salsugineum, 686 nucleotides long. RefSeq names its product glycine-rich RNA-binding protein 4, mitochondrial. Gene Ontology annotation, molecular function: RNA binding. The record is from RefSeq and is a predicted model, not a curated record. The transcript is spliced from 4 exons. The coding region runs from base 75 to 503 and encodes 142 amino acids. Lineage: Eukaryota; Viridiplantae; Streptophyta; Magnoliopsida; Brassicales; Brassicaceae.